Messenger RNA from Drosophila gunungcola (fruit fly), 27783 nucleotides. RefSeq names its product twitchin (gene bent). The record is from RefSeq and is a predicted model, not a curated record. Gene Ontology annotation, molecular function: ATP binding; protein binding; protein kinase activity. Bases 204 to 27209 code for a protein of 9001 amino acids. Lineage: Eukaryota; Metazoa; Arthropoda; Insecta; Diptera; Drosophilidae. The transcript has 47 exons. Gene Ontology annotation, biological process: protein phosphorylation.
UGGCUUUUUCGUAGCAGCGCAUAUGUAUUGCUGAUCACGACUACCAUUUCGGCGGACCUGCCAGUAAUAGACCAAAGCUCGUGGAGUUCGCUUCGUUUUCGCAGAAAAUUCAAUUUCGUGCUGCGCUCGUUCUGUGUUACCUGUAGUCUAGUUAGCGAUAGAGCCCCAGCCGUUGAAGACGAAGCUUAAGGAAAACCCUCAGCAUGGGGGUGGCUGAAGAUUUCGCUCCCAGCUUUGUUAAAAAGCCACAACUGCAUCAGGAGGACGAUGGCAAUCGAUUGAUAUUUGAGUGCCAGUUGUUGUCAUCGCCAAAACCGGACAUUGAAUGGUUUCGAAGUGACAAUAAACUGGUGGAAGAUGGCCGAACCAAAUUCAAAAUUCAACCCGUUGGAGACAAUAAAUACACGGUAGUCUUAGAGCUUAACGAUGUAGUUGAAACGGAUGCCGGACUUUACAAAGUCAAAGCUAAGAACAAGUCGGGCGAAGUCUCUGCGUCUAUUAACUUAAAUUUCACACAUGGUAAGUUUUCACUUCUUGAAAACGAAGGACAAAUCGACGGUUUCGCGCCGACAUUCGCGAAAAAACCCGCUAUACGACAGGAAGAAGAUGGAAAACGAUUAUUAUUUGAGUGCCGCGUUAACGCUGAUCCGAUACCUACCAUUGUUUGGUUUCACAACGGAGCGGCUGUUAAGGAGUCGGCACGACACAAGCUUACGGUUGACAAGGACGUCCAUUCAUAUUUUGCAACACUUGAGAUACUAAAUGUCACAGUUGAGGAUGCUGGCAAAUACAAAGUGAAUGCAAAGAACGAAUUGGGCGAAAGCAAUGCAACAAUAAGCCUUAAUUUCGACAGCGACGAAGCCCCCGUGCCGGAAAGUGCAGAAGGCAUAAAGCCGACAUUCACCGAACGACCAGUAAUUCGUCAAAGUGAAGAUGGCGGCAAUGUAACGUUCGAGUGUAGAUGCGUCGGAGAUCCCACGCCAACAGUCACAUGGUCCCAUGGCGAGACUGUCCUAAAUGAGUCCAAACGCUACAAAAUGUCACUGACAAUGGACCAAAAGCUUUAUCACAUGGCGUGCCUCGAGAUUAGCAGUGUGGUCUCCUCUGACCAGGGCGAGUAUCGCGCGCAAGCGAAAAACAAGCACGGCUCUGGCGUAGCAACCAUUAAUCUGAAUUUCGAAAGCGGCUCGAAAAAAAUUCCAGAUGGAAAGUCGCCACGCUUUCCGAAAAAACCAACGAUCCGCCAAGAAGAGGACUUACUCAUCAUGGAAUGCGUGUUGGAAGCGCAUCCGGUUCCGGACAUUGUGUGGUAUUGCUCAGAUACGGAAAUCUCUGACAAUCAAAGAACGAAAAUGACUCGAAAGGCAAUAACUAAAGACAGCUACAUUCUGACUCUGGAAAUCCAAAAUCCCACUAAAGAGGAUGGCGGCAACUAUCGCUGUAACGCGAUUAAUAUGUAUGGCGAAAGUAAUGCAAACAUUGCGCUUAACUUUCAAGGUGCGAGCGACGCGAACGGUUUUGCGCCAUCUUUUAUUGAGAAGCCGAGGAUAAUACCGAAUGAGUCUGGAACACUGAUCACAAUGAAGUGCAAGUGCAAGGCGAAGCCAGAGCCCACAGUGACUUGGUUUAGGGGACAGGACAUGGUGGAGAAGAGUAAGAAGAUCAAAAUCAACACGACGGUCAUUGCAGAGGACACGUACGAGCUGACUUUGGAAAUUAAGGAUCCUGGAGCAACCGAUGGGGGCACCUACAGGUGCAACGUCAAGAACGAGUACGGCGAAUCAAACGCCAAUCUUAACCUCAACAUUGAGGCCGAGCCAGAGCCCGAGGGCGAGGGGCCAACGUUCGUGGAAAAGCCGCGAAUCGUAUCCGAAAACAAUGGCAAAUUGGUGAUAAUGGAGUGCAAGGUCAAGGCAGACCCCAAACCAGAUGUCAUUUGGUUCCGUAACGGAGAAGUCGUCAAGGAAAGCAACAAAAUUAAGACCUUUAUUGAACAGCGUGGGGAUCAGUACUACAUCAAGCUGGAGCUAUUGGAUCCGCAGCUAGAGGACUCUGGUCUUUACAAGUGCAACAUUAAGAACACGCUGGGCGAGCUUAAUGCAAAUCUAACACUCAAUAUAGAGAUUGUUCCUGUUAUCAAAGAUAAGCCUAAAAUUAUUAAGAUUAUCAAAAAACGUACGGUAGUCAUCGAGUGCACAGUAGCCUCUAAGUUUGAACCGAAGUGUACCUGGUACAAGGAAACAAACACUGUGAAGGAGAGCAAGCGACACGUGUACCUGGUAGAGCAAACUAAGGACGGGGAGUUUGCCGUCAAGCUGGAGAUCAACGAUGUGGAGGAGAGUGACAAGGGGGCUUACAAGCUGGUGGCCAGUAACGAGAAGGGAGAGGCUGUGUCUCAAGUCGUCAAUCUAGUUGACAUUCCCGAGGAGGAACGCAAGCCCAGCAAGCCGGAAAUAUCCCGAAAGCUCGCCGAUCAAAAGGUAACUGAGUCGAAGACCUUUGAGCUGCUGAUCAGCCUGACUCAGUCGGAUCGCAAGUGCAAAAUCGAAUGGUAUAAGGGCAGCACCUUAAUACGCGAAACCAAGGACAUAACCACCACCUUUGAUGGAACGACUGCGCGUCUAACAUUCAGCACCGCGAGGUCGGAACACACUUCCAACUACAAGGUCAUUGUAACCAAUGAAGUCGGCAAAGACGAGUCGUCGUGUAAGAUUACUGUGGAAAAAGCAACCAAGAAGAAAGAAGAUCAGCCUAAAGAAAAGGAUAAGUCUAAGGCAGAGAAAGAAAAAGAGCAAAAGGAAAUUGAGGAGGAAGAAACAAGUAAUAAGCAAAAGAAAGAAGAUGAGAAGGAGAUUAAGGCGGUUCCGAAAGAAAAGCAAACUGAAACAGAAACAGAGAAGAGCCCGGACAAGGAAGAUAAAAAGCCAGAAGUGGAGGAAGAAAGUUCUUCGGACCGUCCAUUUGUAAAAACUGAUAAGCAAAAGAAAGAAGAUCAGAAGGAGAAUAAGGAGGUCGCGAAAAAAAAGCAAAUUGAAGAAGAAAAGCGUCCCGACAAGCAAGAUAAAAAGCCUGAAGUAAAAGAAGAAGCACCAGUUGGGCUGCAAGAAGCCGAAAUUCAAGGGGCUCCCGAGUCGAAGGAAAUUAGUUCUGAACCGAGAGCUGAGCAAACACAAAAGAAGAAACUCGGUGACAAAAAGGACAAGAUAGCUCAACCAGAACCAAAGGCGAAAAAAGAAAAACCUACCUCAGAUCAAACUCCCGUCAAAGACAAUAAGCUAAGCCACGAAGAGCAGCACGCAACGGAACAGAUUGGACUAAAAAAAGUGGAGCGCAAGGCAAGUAUUGUGUCUGUCAAGGAGGAGAAGUCGUCAGAGGUACGCCGCCAAUCCAUAAUCAAAGCUCAGGAGGAAGUAAUUGUCGACGACUUAAAGAUAUCAUCAAGGAGGUCGUCCCUGGCGGUUGAAGAAUCUAAGACAGAAUCUCGACGCUCAUCCGUUAUUGACAAAAAACCAAUGGAGCAGGUUGAUAGUAAACAAUUUGAUGCUAACAAAAAUCCACAAGCACUAAAAGAAGAGAUUCCCAAGCUAAAACCUGCUGAAAAACGACGAACUUCAAAGGUCAUAGAGGAGCAAAAGCCUGCCGAAGAGCUGCCAAAGCUGCGUAAAACAUCAAUCGCACAAGUAAAAGAUGAGCCAAAGCCCGAGGCGGCGAAACCAAAGGCGAAGGCUAAAGCGAAGGCAAAGCCCAAGUACGAGGAACUCCCGGAAAUUCCAGACUACGAACGUCCACAGCUUGAAAAGUAUGAAAAAUCCGAGUUUACCCCAUCUGACUUUGGUCGUGAACUGGAAAUUCCCAACAAGAUGGAAAAGCCCAUCCUAGACAGCGCGAAAAAAGAACCCGAGGCCCCUGCUCAGAAAAAUGGAAUUCCCAAGAAGGCGGAAAUGGUGGAGAAGCCUGCAGAAGAACCUAAGGGCUUGAAGAUCGGCAAAGGUAAACUUCCUGAUGAGGAUGACAGUCGCGAUGGCGCCGUGCUCAAGCCAGUCAUAAUAGAGCCCGAGAAUGAAAAACCUGGGAUCGGAAACAAAAAAAUUCCUGAGCUGGCCGAUAAACCAUCUGUACUAGAUAUUAUAAAGCAGCGCCGUCGUUCCUCCGUCAGAAAUCUGAUGACCAAGGAACCAAUCCAAAAUGAAUCAUUCCUUGGUGUAGUUUUAAAGCCAGUGAUUAAGGAUGCUAAAGAGCAAGCUGCGCCUCAGCAAGCUAAACAGUUGACGAAGGCCGAUGCGACGGAACAGUUCGCUCCUACAAAGGCGAUCAAGGCGCACGUGUCCGACUUGAAAAAGCCCGAGGCUCUAGCAAUCCUUGAGGAUGACUACGAGCGGCCCGUCUUAGAGAAAUACGCCCCUGUAGACAUUGAUAAAAAGAAAUCUGAGAAACCCACACCAGCUAUUAUCACACCGGACACUAAACACCCUGAAGUAAAAUUGCCAGUAGAAGAAGUAAAGGAGGAGAAACCAAGGGUUCCCAGGAUGCAGCCGCCUGCCCCAGGUGAACCACCGAAGAUCGAGGUGAUCCGGGAAAAGCGUCCAUCACUGGCCCCGGAGCCGCCAAGUCGGCGCGGAUCUUUGAUACCGCCGGCCGAUACUGGUCGUCGACCGUCGCUUAUCAUCAAUGAUGAGAAGAAACUCCGUCCCGGCGAAGUAAUGGACACGCGGUUGUUGAGGCCAGGCGAGGUCGGUGAAGGACAGCAAAAGCAACAACGACCCGGAGAAAUGGGGGACACGAAACAGCGGAGGAGACCUUCCAUUGAUGUGCGUCGUCCAAGCGUGCAAGAUCUAGAAGAUCUCAUUAAUAAACCAUCCACGCCAUUACGCGAUGUCGGGGAUGGAGGUCCUCCGUCAAUCGUCGAUGUCCAAGAGUCUUACUCCGUCGUGGAAGACUCGACUGCGUACCUCACCGUUGGUGUCGAAGGCAGUCCAGCACCUACAUUCAAGUUCUACAAGGGAGUUAGUGAGAUUCUUGAGGGCGGUCGGUUUAAGUUCCUCACAGAUGGGCAGACAAACACAAUUACCUUGUGUAUGCGUAAGUGCAAGCCCAACGAUGAGAGCAAGUACAAGAUUGUGGUUGCAAAUAUUCAUGGUGAGGAUUCAGCCGAGAUGCAGCUCUAUGUGUCUGAUUCAAGUGGCAUGGAUUUUCGUGCCAUGCUAAAAAAACGUCGUUAUCAAAAAUGGGACAAAGACGAACAGGACCCCAAUUGGGGUGACCUUAAAGAAACGGAAAAACCGUUGCCGGCCCUUAAAAAAGUCGAAAGGAAGGUUGAGUCGUUCCUCAGCCCACUCAUCGACCAAUUCGCGAAAGAAGGAAAGGACAAAAAGGUUGUAUUUGAAGCCAGAUUCAGCAAGCCCAAUUGCAAGCCUAAAUGGCUAUUUCGAAAGGACGAGGUGUUUACGGGCAGUAAAUUUAAGUUCAAGCAAGAAAAUGAAACUUAUCAGCUGAUUAUUACGGGACCAAAAGUCGAAGACACCGGCAAGUACACUAUUGAAAUCGGAGGCGUUUCAAGCACAGCCUUUUUGAAUGUCGAAGAAGCCGAUCCCACCUACACGUUUACAAAACCCCUCAAGAAGAAACUGGAGGGAUUUACCCAGCACGAGACUACACUGGAGUGUUCUGUCAGCAGCAGUAUGGCCAAUGUGCAUUGGUUCAAGGACAACACAAAAUUGGAGUCUGAUGAUCCCCGGUACCUUAUUUCUAAGGACAUAAACGGAAACCUGAAGCUGAUCAUCAAGGAUUCUGUUCUUGAGGACGCCGGUCUAUACAGAUGUCAAUUGGAUAAGCAGCCAGAUAAGACUGAGUGUAACCUUAAGGUUACGGAGUACCCGUACAAAUUUGUUAAGGUUCUAAAGUCUCAGCAAUGCAUUGAGAAAGACACCGUAACGCUUGCCUGUGAAAUCGAUGAUGCUAUGGGUGAAGUGCAGUGGUUCCGCAACGGCGAAGAAAUCAAACCCGACAAACGCAUUCAAAUUGUGAAAGACGGUCGAAAGCGAAAGUUAGUCUUAAAGGACUGCAAGGUAACCGAUGCCGGCCAAUUUAAAUGUACAACGAAUGCUGAUAGUACAGAGGCGGAAAUAAUUAUUAACUAUCAAAACCGAUUUAACAAGAAACUCAAGGACACGGAUGCGGUUGAACGAGAAAAGUUGGUUCUCGAUGUGGAGCUCCAGGAUCAAACAGCGCCAUGCGACUGGAAAUUUAACGGAGAGCCAAUUGUACCUAGUGAACGUGUUGAGAUCAAAAACUUGGGUGGCGGCAAGCAUCAACUGAUUUUCAACAGCCUGGAUUUGUCUAAUGAGGGCGAAAUAACUUGCGAGUCUGGACAGCUUAGUUCGAAAUGCAAACUUUCUAUCCGCAAGGGAGAAAGUAGACCGAACAUUGAUUGCCCUGAUGAAUUUGCCGGACCUAUCAGUGCCCCUGUGGUUGUGGUAGUACCAUUCAAAGUUUCCGGUACAAAGCAAACACCAGUAGAGGCCAAAUUGUUAAAAGACGGAAAGCCGUUGCCUGUUAAGGAUGUAGAGGUUGCAGUUACCGACGACAAAGUUACGUUUAAAAUAAAGAAGCCGUCAAGGGAUUUAUCUGGACCAUAUCAAAUUAAAAUUUCCAAUGGCCAAGGCGAAGAUACCAAAGACGUUCAAAUUAUUUGCCAAGACGUUCCACAGCCCCCCCAGGACGUUGAUAUUACAGAUGUAUAUCAGAGCUCUUGCGUAGUUAACUUCAAGCCACCAGCUGACGAUGGUGGCACUCCCUUAACCAAGUAUGUUAUCGAAAGGCAGGACUUGAGUAAGAAACAAGGCUGGGAGCCUGUCGCUGAGGUUCUACCUAAUGAACCAUGUCGGAAAAAAAUUGAUGACUUGGUCCCAAAAAAGCAGUACAGAUUCCGUAUUCGUGCUGUCAACAUGAUUGGCCCCUCAGAUCCGGCAACAUUCAAGAAUACAAUACUCGCGAAAGAUCCAUGGGAUGAGCCGGGAAAGCCAAAGGCAGUGGAUCUUACCGAUUGGGAUAAGGAUCACGCGGAUCUCAAGUGGGAAGCCCCCGAUAGUGAUGGCGGGGAUCCAAUAACUGCAUAUAUUGUAGAAUACAAAGAAAAGUUCUCAAAUGAUUGGGUUGCCGGCAAAGAGGUUGACGGCGAUGCUAGAACUGCUACAGUUGACGGCCUAAAAGAGGGGUCACAGUACGAAUUCCGAGUCCGUGCUGUUAAUAAAGCAGGUCCGGGUGAGCCUAGCGACAAGACAAAAUCCAUCAUUGCCAAAUGCCGUUUUGUGAAGCCCUUCCUCGUUGGAGACGGCCUUAAAAACAUUACCGUAAAGAAGGGACAAACCAUUCGAUUCGAUAUUAAAUAUGAUGGUGAGCCAGAACCAACGGCAACUUGGGUAAAGGGAACAGACAACCUAAAGUUCGACAGCCAGCGCAUUUGCUUAGAUCAGUUGGAAAGGAACUCAUCCAUUACCAUUAAAAAAUCUGUACGGAAGGACACAGGAAAAUACAAAUUAGUACUGUCAAACAGCUCAGGCACAAUUGAGUCUGAGGCCCAAGUUGUGGUACUUGACCGACCACUUGCUCCUGGGGGACCGUUCGAGCCUGAAGAAGUUCGCGCCAACCAUAUUAAAAUGAAGUGGAAGCGUCCAGAGGAUGACGGCGGUUGUGAAAUUACUGGAUAUGCAUUAGAGCGCAUGGACGAAGAGACGGGUCGCUGGAUACCUGCUGGCGAAGUAGGUCCAAACGAAACUUCGUUUGAUUUCAAGGGACUGACGCCGAAUAAGAAAUACAAGUUCCGCGUAAAAGCUAUUAACAAAGAAGGCGAAUCAGAACCUCUUGAGACUUCCGAUGCCAUCGUUGCAAAGAAUCCGUAUGACCCACCAAGUCCGCCUAGCCAGCCAGUCAUCGACGAUUAUGAUAACAAGAGUGUUCUCUUAAAAUGGAAGCGACCGCCAUCAGAUGGCGGACGACCAAUAACCCAUUAUGUUGUCGAAAUGAAAGACAAAUUCUCACCUACUUGGACUGAAGUGGCGAAGACCGAGGACCCCAACCCCGAGUGUACGGUGGACGGCCUUAAGGAAAAAAUGGUGUAUCAGUUCCGAGUUAGGGCAGUGAACAAAGCGGGCCCCUCCGAACCUUCCCAGCCAACCGACAACCACCUCUGCAAACACAGAAAUCUUAAGCCACAAAUCGAUCGCUCUACCUUUAAACGAGUAACAAUAAAGAGUGGCCGUACUCAUAAAUGGUCAGUUGAUGUCAUCGGAGAACCAGUACCCGACCUGCACUGGAGUUGGAGGGAUGAUAUUCCAUUAACCACCGGAGACCGAAUAAAAAUAGAAAAUGUUGAUUAUCACACAGACUUUAGCAUAACAAAUGCUUUGCGUAAAGACAGCGGGUUUUAUACUUUAAAGGCAGAAAACCGCAAUGGUAUUGACCGCGAAACCGUGGAAUUAGUUGUUUUAGGAAAACCCAGUUCUCCAAGAGGACCUCUUGCCGUAAGCGACGUUACUGCAAAUGGGUGUCAACUGCAAUGGAAGAAACCUGAAGAUGAUGGUGGAGUACCGAUAAAGGAGUAUGUGGUUGAGAAAAUGGACACGGCAACAGGAAAAUGGGUUAGAGUCGGCAGAUCACCUGGUGAGAAGGAGCCACCAAGCUUUGAAGUUACCGGCUUAAAUCCAGGAUCGGAGUAUAUGUUCCGGGUUUCCGCUGUCAAUGAGGAAGGGGAGUCCGAACCGCUUACUACUUUGGUAGGCGUCGUGGCAAAAGAUCCGUUUGAUGAACCUAACAAGCCCGGAACUCCCGAAGUUACUGAUUAUGAUAAUCAAAGUGUGAGUUUGAAAUGGACAGCACCUAACAAUGACGGAGGUGCUCCGAUUCAGAAAUACAUAAUUGAAAGGAAAGAUAAAAAUAAGCCCGAGUGGGAAAAAGCCACGGAGAUUCCGGGAGAUCAACUGGAAGCCACAGUCGGAGGUCUUCAGGAAUAUGGAGAAUAUCAGUUCCGUGUAAUAGCAGUUAACAAAGCCGGGCUAUCACCCCCUUCAGAUGCUAGUGUUCCUCAAAUCGUUAAGUACAAAAAACUAAAACCUCGUAUUGAUCGAUCAAACUUAAAGCCAUUGUUGAUUCGUGCCGGAAAGCCCAUUAAGUACGAUGUUAAUGUUCGUGGCGAGCCUGCACCCACAAUAACAUGGUAUCAAAAUGAUGCAGAACUCAAGCCAGAGGAACUACCCAGCAAUAGCGAAAUCAAAAACAUCCCAUACAACACAAAGAUUUCAAUACUCGAUACAGUUCGUAAACAUACGGGCAUUUACAAGAUAAAGGCUGUGAAUGAACAUGGCGAGGAUGAAGCUACUGUUGAGGUCAAUAUUCUAGCUCCACCAGGAAAACCAAGGGGGCCCUUGGAAGUAAAAGAUGUUACAAAAGAUAGUUGUAAGCUUAAAUGGAAAAAACCUGAAGAUGAUGGUGGAAAACCUAUUACGGCAUAUCAGGUUGAAAAGUUUGAUAAAAAACAAGGACGAUGGGUACCUGUCGGUCGAACCUCUGCUAAUGACACAGAAUUUGAUGUCAAGGGUCUUCAAGAAGGCCAUGAGUAUCAGUUUCGUGUCAAGGCAAUUAAUGAGGAAGGAGAAUCCGAACCUCUGGAAACCGAUGGUAGCAUCAUUGCGAAAAAUCCCUAUGAUGCUGCUAGUAAGCCGGGUACACCCAAAAUUGAGGAUUACAACGAGCAUAUGGUAAAGUUAAAGUGGGAGGCACCCAAGUCUGACGGAGGAGCUCCAAUCACUGGUUAUAUAAUUGAAAAAAAAGAUAAGUUCUCUCCUGUUUGGGAUGAAGUACUCACCACCAAUACAUCCGCCCCUGAGGCAAACGUUGAGGGUCUCAUCGAAGGCAAUGUAUACCAGUUUAGAGUGCGAGCAGUUAACAAAGCCGGUCCCAGCGAACCCAGCGAUGCUACAGAGCCUCAUUUGGCAAAGCCUAGAAAUCUUAAGCCAUAUAUAAACAGAGAAAAAAUGAAGCCCAUCAAAGUUCGUGCUGGCCAAACAGUUAAGUUUGAUGUAGACGUUAAGGGUGAACCGGCGCCUACUUUAACUUGGUCCCUAAAAGAAAGCGAACUAACACCCACGGGGCAGGUACGGUUAGAAAACGAAGAAUACAAUACAAAACUCACAUUGCUAGAUACAACUCGCAAGCAAAGUGGAGAGUAUAAGCUACGUGCUGAAAAUAUAAAUGGCAUAGACGAAGCUACUGUCGAAGUCAUUAUUUUGGAUAAGCCCUCAAAGCCCGAAGGACCAUUAGAAGUCUCAGACAUUCAUAAGGAAGGUUGCAAGCUUAAAUGGAAGAAGCCGAAGGAUGAUGGAGGUCUACCUAUUACUGGCUAUGUAGUAGAAAAAAUGGAUACAGCCACUGGUAAAUGGGUACCCGCCGGUUCGGUUGAUCCAGAAAAAACAGAUAUUGAGGUAAGGGGCUUGGAUCCCAAUCAUCGUUACCAAUUUAGAGUAAAGGCUGUUAACGAGGAGGGUGACUCAGAACCUUUGGAAACUGAAUCGGCUAUAACUGCCAAAAAUCCAUUUGAUGUGUCUGCGCCGCCUGGACUACCCGAGUUUGAAGACUGGGACGAGCAUCAUGUCAAAUUAAAAUGGGAACCACCAAUUCGGGAUGGCGGCUCUCCUAUUACCAAUUAUAUAAUCGAAAUAAUGGAUAAAGACUCGGGAGAAUUUGUGAAGGCCGUUGAAACAGACAGUCCGAUUUGCAAAGGCGUUGUCAAAAAGCUUGAAGAAGGACAACAAUAUAAAUUCAGAGUACGUGCCGUAAACAAGGCUGGCCCAUCUGACCCAUCCGAGCAAACAAAUUGGCAUACAGCAAAGCCUCGCUUCCUAAAACCUCAUAUUGACCGAACCAAUUUGAAACCUCUGAUUGUUAAAGCUGGGUUAUCAAUCAGCUUGGACAUUAACAUAAAGGGAGAACCAGCUCCGAAAGUGGAAUGGUUCUUUAAUUCAUUGGCUAUAGUGAGCAGCGAAGAGAAUGUAAAAAUCGAUAAUGUUGAUUACAAUACGAAAUUCUUUGUUAUGCGCGCUCAGAGAUCCCAAAGCGGAAAAUACAUAAUCAAAGCAACAAAUGAAGUCGGUGAAGACGAAGCAGAAUUGGAAGUCACAGUUUUGGGAAAGCCAGGAAAACCGAAAGGUCCUCUUGAAGUCAAUGAUAUAACAAAGCACAGCUGCAAGCUUAAGUGGAAGAAACCAGAUGAUGAUGGCGGUACACCUAUCGACUAUUACGAAAUAGAAAAACUUGAUCCACACACUGGUCAGUGGUUGCCAUGUGGAAAGAGUACCGAGCCUGAAGCAAAGGUUAUUGGUCUUCAUGAGGGCAAGCCAUACAAGUUCCGAGUAAGAGCUGUUAAUAAAGAAGGAGAAUCUGAGGACUUAGAAACAGAAAAACCAAUUGUUGCGAAAAAUCCAUUUGAUGAACCGGACAAGCCUGGCAGACCAGAGCCCACGAAUUGGGAUAAGGAUUUCGUUGACUUAGCUUGGGAUCCUCCGAAAAACGAUGGCGGUGCACCAAUCCAAAAAUAUAUUAUUCAAAUGCGAGAUAAGUCUGGACGUGCUUGGGUGGACGCUGCUACAGUUCCUGGCGAUAAAACUAAUGGUACCGUUACCAGCGUAGAAGAAGGCCAUGAGUACGAGUUCCGUGUUGUUGCCGUUAACAAGGCCGGACCCAGUGACCCUAGCGAUGUUUCUAAGACGGUAGUUGCUAAACCUCGAUUCCUUAAGCCACACAUUGACCGAAAGAACCUACAAAAAAAAAUAAUGCGCAGUGGACAAAUGCUUCAUAUGGACGCUGCAGUAAAAGCGGAACCUCCAGCUAAAAUAACAUGGACCUACAAUGGUAGUGAAAUCAAGACUUCGGACAACAUAAAAAUAGAAAACGAGGACUAUAAAACAACAUUCAUUAUGCCCAAGGUGAAGCGCGCUGAUCGGGGCACAUACAUCGUCACUGCUAAAAACGACUCCGGUUCGGACACUGUGGAAAUUGAACUAGAGGUGCUGUGCAAGCCAAGUAAGCCCAAGGGUCCUUUGGCUGUUUCGGACGUGAAAUCCGAAAGUGUUCACCUCAAAUGGGAAAAGCCAGAAGACGAUGGUGGAGAGCCCAUUGAACAGUAUGUAGUCGAACGCAUGGAUACGGAAACAGGUCGAUGGGUUCCUGUUCUUACAACUAAGACACCUGAAGCCGACGUCACAGGACUAACAGAAGGCAAAGAAUAUCUUUUUAGGGUUAAAGCUGUCAAUUCUGAAGGCGAAUCGGAGCCCUUAGUGACUGAUGUUCCUACAAAAGCCAAGAAUCCAUUCGAUGCUGCCGAUACUCCAGGUAAGCCGCAAAUCGUUGAUUGGUCUGCUAGCCAUUGUGAUCUUAAGUGGAGAGCUCCAGAAGACGAUGGCGGAGCUCCCAUCACCGGCUAUAUUGUGGAAAAGAAGGAUCCUAAUACAGGAAAGUGGCAGAAAGCGCUUGAAACGAAUACGCCUGAAUGUAAGGCCAGCGUGAAUGACUUAAUCGCAGGCAACAAAUAUCAGUUCAGAGUUAAGGCCGUUAACAAGGCAGGCAAAAGCAAGCCCUCCGAACCAUCAGACCAGAUGACAGCAAAGGAUCGAUAUGCACCACCCAAAAUUGAUAGAACAAAUAUUAAGGACAUCACCAUUAAGGCAGGACAAAACAUUCGAUAUGACAUUAAAGUUUCUGGAGAACCUCCGGCAACCAAAAUUUGGCUCCACAACAAAGCCCGGCUUGACAAUGACGAUAGUGACUAUAAUAUUGAUAUGGAGUCAUAUCGCACAAAGCUAACAGUACCAUUUUCAAAGCGUUUCCAUUCAGGAAAAUAUACGCUUAAGGCCGAGAACGAAUCCGGACGUGAUGAGGCUUCGUUUGAAGUCAUUGUAUUGGACAAGCCAGGGACUCCAGAGGGACCGCUCCGGGUGACAGAUGUGCACAAGGAAGGGUGCAAACUAAAAUGGAAUGCUCCUCUAGACGAUGGAGGAUUGCCAAUAGAGCACUACAUUGUCGAGAAAAUGGACGUCGAAAGUGGGCGUUGGCUUCCAUCUGGUCGCUUUAAGGAACCAUUUGCUGAGUUGAAUAAUUUGGAGCCUGGUCAUGAAUACAAGUUUCGUGUUCUUGCUGUGAACACCGAAGGUGAAUCCGAACCAUUGGUUGGAGAACAUUCUAUAAUAGCCAAGAAUCCGUUCGAUGAGCCCGGAAAGCCAGGAACGCCGGAAGCAGUAGACUGGGACAAAGAUCAUGUUGACUUGGUGUGGAAGCCACCAAUUAACGAUGGUGGAUCGCCUAUUAUAGGCUACGUAGUUGAAAAACGCGAGAAAGGUACUGACAAAUGGAUAAAGGGAGCUGAAGUUACAGCUCCUGGCUUCGGCGAAGAGUGCAAAGCUACUGUGCCAAACCUAAAUGAAAACUGUGAAUACGAAUUUCGAAUCAAAGCAAUUAACGCAGCAGGGCCUGGGCAACCAUCUGAUGCCAGCAAGCCCGUUAUUACCAAGCCAAGAAAGCUGGCCCCCAAGAUUGACCGGAAAAAUAUUCGAACUUACAACAUCAAGGCUGGAGAACCAAUAUUCUUGGACAUCAAUGUCAGCGGAGAACCUGCACCUGAUGUUUCUUGGAACCAAAACAACAAGUCGGUUCAAGCAACUUCAGUUAGUCAUAUAGAGAAUAUUCCGUAUAACACCAAAUACGUUAAUAACAACCCCGAACGAAAAGAUACAGGUCUCUACAAAAUCUCUGCGCAUAACCUUUAUGGCCAGGAUCAAGUGGAGUUCCAAAUCAACAUUAUCACUAAGCCUGGCAAGCCUGAAGGUCCUUUAGAAGUAUCAGAUAUACACAAGGAUGGAUGUAAGCUCAAAUGGAAAAAACCUAAAGAUGAUGGAGGUGAACCAAUAGAGAGCUACUUAGUAGAGAAGUUCGACCCAGAUACAGGUGUUUGGCUGCCUGUCGGAAAAACUGACGUACCAGAAUAUAAUGUUGAUGGCCUAGUCCCAGGCCACGAGUACAAAUUCCGGGUAAAGGCUGUAAACAAGGAGGGUGAAUCAGAACCGCUGGAAACAUUGGGUUCAAUUAUUGCCAAGGAUCCUUUUACUGCUCCGUCGAAGCCUGGUAUUCCAGAACCUACCGAUUGGACUGCAAGCAAGGUGGAGCUUGCUUGGCCAGAACCUGCAAGUGAUGGUGGAUCUCCAAUCACAGGAUAUAUUAUCGAGCUGAAAGACAAGUACAGCCCUCUUUGGGAAAAGGCUCUGGAAACCGACUCUCCAACUCCCAUAGCUACUAUUCAAAAUCUUAUAGAAGGAAAUGAAUACCAGUUCCGGGUAAUUGCUUUGAAUAAAGGUGGCCAAUCAGAACCUUCGGAUCCUAGCAAAACUUUUAUAGCCAAGCCGCGAUAUCUUGCUCCAAAGAUAGACCGUAGAAAUCUUCGUGAUAUAACUCUAUCGUCUGGUACCGCUCUUAAAUUAGAUGCAAUCAUCACGGGCGAGCCAGCUCCAAAAGUAGAGUGGAAAUUUUUAAACUAUCCUUUGCAUUCGGGAAAGAAUGUGACAAUCGAAAGCCCUGACUACUUUACGAAACUAGUUAUUCGACCAACGCAACGUAGUGACUCUGGAGAAUACUUGGUCACAGCCACAAACAGUUCCGGAAAAGACAGCGUGCAAGUAAAUGUGGUUAUCACAGACAAGCCCACCCCUCCCAACGGACCACUUCAAGUAUCCGAUGUACACAAGGAGGGUUGCCACCUUAAAUGGAAGCGACCCAGUGACGAUGGUGGAACUCCAAUUGAGUAUUUUCAAAUUUCCAAGUUGGACCCCGAAACUGGAUGCUGGAUUCCUUGCUGUCGUUCAACAGAACCACAAGUGGAUGUAACAGGUCUUACUCCUGGAAACGAGUACAAGUUCCGAGUAUCAGCUGUAAACGCCGAAGGGGAGUCACAGCCAUUGGUUGGUGAAGAAACAAUAAUAGCAAAAAAUCCAUUCGAUGAGCCUGGCAAGCCCGAGAAUCUUAAAGCAACGGAUUGGGAUAAGGACCACAUAGAUUUAGCGUGGACCCCACCGCUAACUGACGGUGGAUCACCCAUUACUGGCUAUGUUGUUGAACAGAAAGACAAGUUCGGUAAGUGGGAGAAGACCCUUGAGGUUCCAGCUGAUCAAUGCAAAGCAACUGUUCCGGAUCUUGUCGAGGGACAAGCUUAUGAGUUCCGGGUUUCCGCAGUCAACGCUGCUGGGCCUGGAGAGCCAUCUGACGCAACUCCACCGAUAAUUGCAAAGGCCCGCAAUAAGCCACCAGUUAUUGAUAGAUCUAAUUUAAUUGAAGUGCGUAUUAAAGCUGGACAGGCAUUCACAUUCGACUGUAAGGUAUCGGGGGAACCAGCGCCGAAGACGAAGUGGCUGCUCAAGAAAAAAGAAGUGUAUACAAAAGACAACGUAAAAGUAACUCACGUUGAAUACAAUACAAAACUAAAGGUUACUGCUGCGACCCGAGCCGAUUCUGGAACAUAUACAGUGUAUGCAGAAAAUGCAAAUGGAGAAGACAAUGCCGAAGUUAAAGUUUCUGUCAUUGAUAAGCCGUCACCGCCAAAUGGACCGCUUAAGGUUGAUGAUAUAAAUGCAACUUCUUGUACUUUGCACUGGAGUCCUCCAGACGAUGAUGGUGGACAGCCAAUCGAUAACUAUCUGGUUGAGAAACUAGACGAAGUAACAGGUCGUUGGAUACCAGCUGGGGAGACGGACGGACCAACUACUAGUCUGAAAGUAAAGGGCCUUACCCCUGGUCAUAAAUACAAAUUCCGAGUGCGCGCCAAAAAUCGUCAAGGAACUUCAGAUCCACUUACAACACCACACUCGAUCGAGGCUAAAAAUCCAUACGACGAACCUACCAAGCCGGGCACUCCAACAAUAAAGGACUUUGACAAAGACUUUGUUGAUUUGGAGUGGAGUAGACCAGAAAGUAAUGGCGGAUCUCCUAUCACCGGGUAUAUAAUUGAGAAACGCGACAAGUAUUCCCCAGACUGGGAAAAGUGCGCUGAGGUUAAUGAUGACGUCACCAACGCUCACGUUCCCGAUCUAACUGAAGGUGUCAAGUAUGAGUUCCGUGUCAGAGCAGUAAAUAAGGCCGGUCCCGGUACUCCCAGUGAUCCAACUGAACCGCAUCUGGCUCGACCCAAAAACAUGCCACCGAAGAUAGAUCGAAACUUCAUGUCCGAUAUCAAAAUUAAAGCGGGUAAUGUAUUUGAAUUUGAUGUACCAGUUACUGGAGAGCCAUUGCCUAGCAAAGAAUGGACUCACGAAGGCAAUAUGGUCAUUAAUACAGACCGAGUAAAAAUUUCCAAUUAUGAUGACCACACCAAGAUACGAGUACUUGACGCCAAACGUUCCGAUACAGGGGAUUACACCUUAAUAGCUCGAAACAUAAACGGAAUAGAUAGACACACCGUCAAGGUUACCGUGCUAGAUGUCCCCAGUGUACCCGAAGGUCCCUUACGCAAUGGUGAUGUAACCAAAAACUCUAUAGUCCUGCGUUGGCGGCCGCCCAAAGAUGAUGGUGGCUCAGAGAUAACGCAUUAUGUUGUGGAAAAAAUGGAUAAUGACGCCAUGCGCUGGGUGCCAGUUGGUGAUUGCACAGAUACCGAAAUCCGAGCAGAUAAUCUCAUUGAAAAUCAUGACUACUCCUUUAGGGUUCGAGCUGUUAACAAGCAAGGACAAUCACAACCACUCACAACGUCUCAGCCAAUAACUGCCAAAGAUCCUUAUUCUCAUCCAGACAAGCCUGGCCAGCCGCAAGCUGUAGACUGGGGUAAAGAUUUCGUGGAUUUGGAGUGGGCCGCCCCAAAGCGGGAUGGCGGAGCACCCAUUUCAUCAUAUAUUAUUGAAAAGAGACCAAAGUUUGGUCAGUGGGAACGCGCUGCUGUUGUUCCCGGUGAAGAGCGUAAAGCCCACAUACCGGAACUAACAGAUGGCGGGGAAUACGAGUUCCGGGUAAUUGCAGUGAACCGUGGUGGACCUAGCGAUCCAUCCGAUCCAUCUGGCACUAUUAUUUGCAAGCCACGUUUCCUUGCUCCAUUCUUUGACAAGUCGUUAUUAAAUGACAUUACAGUGCAUGCUGGAAAGCGUUUAGGAUGGACAUUACCGAUCGAGGCAUCUCCAAAGCCAUCUAUUAAAUGGCUAUACAACGGAAAGGAAGUCGGCCCAAAUUCGCGAGGAGAGUCAAAUCUUUUCCAAAAUGAAUUAACUUUUGAAAUUCCAUCGUCACUUAGAAGUGACGAAGGUCGGUAUACGUUAAUACUUAAGAAUGAGCAUGGAUCUUUUGAUGCAUCUGCACACGCAACCGUUUUGGAUCGACCAUCGCAGCCCAAGGGACCUCUGGACAUAACAAAGAUUACAAGAGAUGGAUGCCAUCUGGCCUGGAAUGUUCCAGAGGAUGAUGGUGGUUCGCCUAUUUUGCAUUAUAUUAUCGAGAAAAUGGAUUUGUCUCGGAGCACCUGGUCCGAUGCUGGUAUGAGCACACAUACCGUGCAUGAUGUAACUCGUCUUGUUCAUCGUAAGGAAUACUUGUUCCGCGUUAAAGCCGUCAAUGCAAUCGGGGAAUCCGAUCCGUUAGAAGCAGCAAAGAGUAUAGUUGCUAAAAACGAGUUUGAUGAGCCUGAUGCACCUGGCAAACCAAACAUUACUGAUUGGGACCGUGAUCAUGUUGAUUUGCAAUGGGCAGUGCCAAAGAGUGAUGGUGGAGCUCCUAUUACGGAGUACAUCAUACAGAGAAAGGAAAAAGGAAGCCCAUACUGGACCAAUGUAUUGCAUGUUCCUUCAAAUAAGAACACUGCUACAGUUCCAGAGCUAACCGAGGGCCAAGAGUAUGAAUUUAGAGUGAUUGCUGUUAAUCAAGCUGGUCAGUCUGAGCCUUCAGAACCGUCCGAUAUGAUUAUGGCAAAACCUCGAUACCUGCCACCAAAAAUAAUAACUCCACUCAACGAAAUACGCAUCAAAUCUGGGCUUAUAUUCCACACAGAUAUUGAUUUCAUCGGUGAGCCAGCACCAGAAGCGACAUGGACGCUUAAUAACAAUCCGCUGAAAUCGAAUGAUAGGUCAACAAUUACAUCAAUCGGUCACCACACCGUGGUACACACUGUAAAUUGCCAAAGGUCGGACUCCGGAAUCUACCACUUAUUACUGCGUAAUAGUUCAGGAAUUGAUGAAGGCAGUUUUGAACUCAUCGUACUCGACCGCCCUGGACCCCCAGAUGGUCCAAUGGAAUAUGAAGAAAUAACAGCAAAUUCUGUGACUAUAUCAUGGAAACCACCAAAAGAUAAUGGAGGGUCUGAAAUAUCAUCUUACAUUAUAGAAAAACGCGAUCUAACGCAUGGUGGUGGGUGGGUUCCGGCAGUUAACUACGUUAAUGCCAAAUACAACCACGCCGUGGUUCCUAGAUUACUGGAAGGAACGAAAUAUGAGUUUAGAGUGAUGGCCGAAAACCUUCAAGGACGCUCCGAUCCUCUAACAUCCGACCAACCUGUGGUUGCCAAAAACCAAUACACAGUUCCGGGUGCUCCUGGCAAACCAGAACUUACCGACAGCGACAAGGAUCACAUUUCAAUCAAAUGGAAACAACCAAUAAGCAACGGAGGAUCCCCCAUUAUCGGCUACGACAUUGAACGUCGGGACAUCAACACAGGCCGAUGGAUAAAAAUAAACGGACAACCAGUCCCUACCACUGAAUACCAAGACGACAGGGUAACCCCGAAUCAUCAAUAUCAGUAUAGAAUAUCGGCUGUUAACGCUGCCGGUAACGGUAAGCCUUCUGAUCCAUCAGCCACAUUCGAUGCUCGACCACUUCGCGAAAAGCCAAGACUUUAUUUGGAUGGUCUAGUGGGAAGGCGUGUUAAAGUUCGUGCAGGAGAGCCUGUCAACAUAACAAUUCCAAUUUCCGGUGCUCCUACUCCUGCAAUUGAAUGGAAGCGAGGCGACUUAAAGCUGGAAGAAGGCAAACGAGUGUCCUAUGAGACUAACUCGGAGCGUACCAUAUUCCGCAUUGACGAUUCGAACAGGCGAGAUACUGGUAAAUACACAGUGACCGCCCUAAAUGAGUUUGGUAAAGAUACAGCUGAUAUUGAAGUUAUUGUCGUGGACAAACCAUCACCACCUGAAGGACCUUUAAGCUACACGGAGACAGCCCCUGAUCACAUUUCCCUACAAUGGAAUCCGCCCAAAGACGAUGGUGGCAGCGACAUAUCGGGUUACAUAAUAGAGUUUACUGAGUUUGGCGUAGAUGAUUGGAAGCCAGUCCCAGGAUAUUGUCCUAAGACGAACUACACAGUAAAGGGACUUACAGAAGGAAAGAAAUACGUGUUCCGUGUAAGGGCUGAAAAUAUUUAUGGAGCCUCUGAAGCACUCGAAGGCAAGCCGGUAUUAGCCAAAUCGCCUUUCGAUCCUCCCGGCGCACCGUCGCAACCAACAAUUGCAGCAUAUUCUCCGAACUCUGCGAGUUUGGAGUGGCAUCCACCAGACUACUGUGGUGGCAAACCUAUUACUGGGUACAUAGUUGAGCGACGAGAACGCGGCGGCGAAUGGAUAAAGUGCAACAAUUAUCCCACACCAAACACAUCCUAUUCAGUGCCUGAUCUUCGUGAAGGAGCUCGUUAUGAGUUCCGUAUAAUCGCAUUGAACGAGGCUGGACCCGGCCAACCAUCAAAGCCAUCCGACCCUAUGACUGCUGAGCUUCAGCGCUAUCGUCCAGAUCCACCCGAGCAACCGAAACCAGAUCGAAUUUCCAAGGAUAGCGUCACGUUGUCCUGGCGGCCACCUCGCAACGACGGAAAAUCCAGAAUUAAAGGAUAUUAUAUCGAGGUGCGACCCAAGAACGAGAAAGACUGGAAAAUAGUAAACGACUUACCCAUUAAUUCAACCGUGUUCACCGUUCCAAACCUUAAGGAAGGAGAGGAGUAUUCAUUCCGUGUUAUCGCUGAAAACGAAGUUGGACGAUCAAAUCCCUCCAAGCCUUCGCAGCCCAUUACAAUUGAGGAACAACCCAACAAGCCUUGCAUGGAUUUGGGAGGUGUUCGAGACAUAGUGUGCAGAGCUGGUGACGACUUUAGCAUUCAUGUACCCUACGUAGCUUUUCCAAAGCCCAGCGCCUUUUGGUAUUCCAACGACAGUGUGGUGAAUAACGACAAUCGUGUGCACCAGCAUUUGUCUGAUGAUGCAGCAUCGUUUGUGGUAAAGAACUCGAAGCGUUCCGAUUCAGGUCAAUAUCGACUUCAGCUAAAAAAUCCAUCAGGAUUCGAUACGGCAACCAUCAAUGUUAAGGUUUUGGAUAGACCAGCUCCGCCAACAAAUUUACGUGCUGAUGAAUUCGCUGGGGAUUCUUUAACAUUGUACUGGAAUCCACCAAAAGAUGACGGCGGCUCCCCCGUUCAAAACUACAUAAUUGAAAAGAAAGAAGCUCGUUCAUCCACUUGGACUAAAGUUAGCAGCUUCUGCACAGUUCCGUUUGUAAGAGUUCGUAACCUUGCGAUUAACAAAGAGUAUGACUUCCGGGUGAUAGCUGAGAAUAAAUAUGGCCAAUCCGAUCCUGCCAACACAUCAGAGCCCAUACGAGCAAGACAUCCGUUUGAUGUUCCUAAUGCUCCCGGUAUACCUCAUGGCAUUGACUCGACAGAAGAUAGUAUAACAAUAGCGUGGUCGAAACCCAAGCAUGAUGGUGGUUCUCCCAUAACUGGCUACGUUAUAGAGAAACGCCUUCUGAGCGAUGACAAAUGGACAAAGGCAAUUCAUGCUCUUUGCCCAGACCUUACUUGUAAAAUACCAAAUCUUAUUGAAAAUGCUGAAUACGAAUUUAGAGUAGCCGCGGUCAAUGCAGCAGGACAAUCACCAUACAGCGGUUCCAGCGACCUCAUUUUCUGCCGCCGUCCACCGCAUGCACCCAAGAUAACUUCUGAUCUAUCAAUUCGUGAUUUAACGGUAAUUGCAGGAGAUGAAUUCCACAUCACUGUACCUUAUCACGCAAAUCCUCGACCGACGCCAUCAUGGAGUGUGAAUGGUAUUGAUGUUACUCCAGACGAGCGAAUUAGAUUCGAUUGUGACGACUAUGCUUCAGUUUAUUACAACAAAUCGGCCAGGCGCAAUGAGACCGGCUCGUACACGAUCACACUUACCAAUACUAAGGGUUCAGAUACGGCAUCGUGUCAUGUCACUGUGGUAGACAAACCAGGACCACCUCAGGGUCCGUUGAAUGCCUACGACAUUACCCCAGAUACCUGCACCCUAGCUUGGAAGACGCCCUUAGAUGAUGGCGGUUCACCUAUUACAAAUUAUGUCGUUGAAAAACUAGACUCUAGUGGCACAUGGGUAAAGGUAAGCAGUUUUGUUCGUAACACUCACUACGAUGUCAUGGGCCUUGAGCCACAACACAAGUACCACUUCCGUGUUAGAGCAGAAAAUCAGUAUGGCUUGUCAGAUCCAUUGGACAUUGCCGAACCCAUUGUUGCCAAACACCAAUUCACAGUUCCUGAUGAGCCUGGUCAACCAAAGGUAAUCGACUGGGACUCUGGAAACGUCACACUGAUUUGGACUCGGCCAGCUAGUGAUGGAGGGUCCCGCAUUCAAGGGUACCAAAUUGAAUAUAGAGACAUUGUGAACGAUUCUUCUUGGAAUACAUAUGACUAUCUAAUAAAAGACACCAAAUACCAGCUUUACAAUUUAACCAACGGAAGUGAAUACGAAUUUCGUAUCAAGGCCAAAAACGCUGCUGGCUUGAGUAAGCCUUCUCCACCAUCUUUAAGAUUUAAACUAAAAGGAAAGUUCAGUGUACCUUCACCACCUGGAACCCCGCAAGUCACCAGGGUCGGUAAAAACUAUGUCGACUUGAAAUGGGAGAAACCUUUGAGAGAUGGCGGUUCCCGUAUCACCGGCUACGUUAUUGAACGAAGGGACAUCGGUGGAGCCGUAUGGGUUAAAUGUAACGAUUAUAAUGUUUUGGACACCGAAUACACCGUUAUAAACCUUAUCGAAAUGGGCGACUACGAGUUCAGAAUAUUUGCUGUCAACUCCGCUGGCCGCUCGGAAGCCAGCUUAUGUACGAUGCCAAUCAAAGUUUGCGAGGUUCUUGGUGGGGAAAAACCCGAAUGGAUUUCACGGCUUCAAGACAGAGUCGCACCUUGUGGCAAGGAUUAUACAUUGCAAUGUACCGCCUCAGGUAAACCUAUUCCAAGUGCUAGGUGGCUUCGCAAUGGAAAAGAAAUUCAAAUGGGUGGCGGCAGAAUUACAUGCGAUAGUAAGGACGGACAUUUCCGACUGCACAUAUCUAAUGUGCAAGCUGGAGACGAUGGAGACUACACAUGUGAGGCAAUCAAUUCCCUCGGUUUUGUCCACACCUCAGGUUAUCUUAAAAUUGGAUCACCCCCAAUUAUUAACAGAUGUCCCAGCGAACUCUACCUACCAGAAGGAGACAAUACAAAGAUCAAAGUCUACUACUCCGGCGACCAGCCAUUGACUGUGAUAUUAAAAUUAAAUAACGAGGUCAUAUCCGAUAGUAACGACGAUGCGCAUGUUAAGUUGAAUGUAUUUGAUGAUUAUGUAGCGAUUUGUAUUCGUGAUAUAGUAAAAAGUGAUGCUGGACAAUAUCAAAUAGAAUUCACGAAUGAUUCCGGUAAUGCCACCGGACAAUUUUAUGUACACAUUACUGGCCUACCUUCAGCGCCUUCAGGACCGAUGGGGAUCUCUUACAUCAACAAAAACUCCUGCACGUUGGCUUGGCGUCCGCCUUCUUAUGAUGGUGGUCUUAAAGUGACUCACUACGUGGUUGAGCGGAAGGAUGUGGCAUCACCGCAUUGGAUAACGGUUUCAAGCACCUGUAGAGAUACCGCCUUUAACGUACAAGGUCUAAUCGAAAACCAAGAAUACAUUUUCCGUGUGAUGGCUGUAAAUGAAAAUGGAAUGGGUUCACCACUAGAGGGUUUGAAUCCUAUCCGAGCUAAGGCCCCAAUUGACCCACCAUCGCCACCAGGUGUUCCUCAGAUAACUGAGAUUGGAGGAGACUUUGUGCAUUUGGAAUGGAGCAAGCCGGAAUCGGAUGGCGGUGCUCACAUUCAAGGCUACUGGAUCGAAAAACGUGAAUUUGGCAGCGACACAUGGCAGCGUGUCAACGCUACCAUCUGUGCAGCCAAUCAAAUAAACUGUAUCAAUCUGAUCGAAGGUCGGCAAUACGAGUUCCGAAUCUUUGCUCAGAAUGUUGCAGGGCUUUCAAAGGAAUCAUCCGCUUCUCAAGCGGUCAAAAUAAUAGAUCCAAAGGCGGCUUCGCCUCCAUUGAUAGUGAAACCGCUACGCGAUGCUAAUUGCAUUCAAAAUCACAAUGCCCAAUUUACGUGCACAAUAACUGGCGUUCCCAAGCCAGCCAUAACCUGGUACAAGGGCGCUCGCGAAAUCAGCAAUGGAGCACGAUAUCACAUGUACUCAGAAGGCGACGACCAUUUCCUAAAUAUUAAUGAUAUUUUUGGUGAAGACGCUGAUGAAUACGUCUGCCGUGCUGUGAACAAAGCUGGAGCAAAAUCAACACGGGCAGCCUUGGCCAUAAUGACUGCUCCAAAGUUAAAUGUUCCACCAAGAUUUAGAGACACGGCCUACUUCGAUAAGGGUGAAAAUGUUGUUAUCAAAAUACCCUUUACUGGUUUCCCAAAACCACGUAUUCACUGGGUUAGAGAAGGUGAGAAUAUCGAGUCCGGUGGCCACUACAGUGUGGAGGUCAAGGAGAGACAUGCUGUUCUUAUUAUUCGUGAUGGAUCCCGUUUGGACUCUGGACCUUAUAGAAUUACAGCUGAGAAUGAACUGGGUUCGGAUACAGCAAUAAUACAAGUGCAAAUUAGUGAUCGCCCAGAUCCGCCAAGAUUCCCUCUCAUUGAAAGUAUUGGAACUGAUUCGUUGUCUCUUAGUUGGAAAGCACCUGUCUGGGACGGCGGCAGUGACAUAACGAAUUAUUACGUAGAGCGACGAGAGCACCCAUUAUCUUCAUGGAUACGGGUUGGAAAUACUAGGUUUACGUCUAUGGCAGUGAGUGGUUUGACUUCAGGAAAAGAGUACGAUUUUCGUAUAUUUGCUGAUAAUGUAUAUGGGCGCUCUGAACCUUCUGACACUAGUACACUAAUCAAGACUAAAGAGUCUAUUAAAAAGAAACCGGCAGAACGUAAAUGGGAGCUGGAUGCAGCUGGCAAAAAGGUGCGCGGCAAAGCAGAUGGCCCAAUUAAAGACUACGAUUCUUAUGUGUUUGACAUUUACUCCAAGUUUGUUCCACAACCCGUUGAAAUAUCUCAACAAAGUGUGUACGAUAAGUACGAUAUCCUUGAAGAAAUCGGUACCGGUGCCUUUGGAGUGGUGCACCGCUGUCGUGAGAGAAGCACUGGAAAUAUUUUUGCUGCUAAAUUCAUUCCCGUAUCACAUUCAGUCGAGAAAGACCUGAUUCGUCGAGAAAUUGACAUAAUGAAUCAGCUACAUCAUCAAAAGCUUAUUAACUUGCACGAUGCUUUCGAGGACGAUGAUGAAAUGGUUCUGAUACUGGAAUUCUUAUCUGGUGGUGAACUUUUUGAACGCAUUACUGCCGAGGGCUACGUGAUGACGGAAGCUGAAGUUAUAAACUAUAUGAGGCAAAUUUGCGAAGGCAUCAGGCACAUGCACGAAAAGAAUAUUAUUCACUUGGAUAUAAAGCCAGAGAAUAUUAUGUGUCAAACUCGUUCAAGCACAAGUGUUAAGCUUAUUGACUUUGGAUUGGCGACACGUCUAGACCCAAAUGAAGUUGUCAAAAUUACAACCGGAACAGCCGAGUUUGCUGCACCGGAAAUCGUUAACAGGGAGCCCGUGGGUUUUUAUACCGAUAUGUGGGCUACAGGAGUACUGGCUUAUGUUCUGUUGAGCGGCUUAUCACCAUUCGCUGGUGAUAAUGAUGUUCAAACACUCAAGAACGUUAAGGCCUGCGAUUGGGAUUUCGACGUCGAAUCAUUUAAGUUCAUAUCUGAAGAAGGCAAAGAUUUUAUAAGGAAAUUGCUUGUUGCAAACAAAGAGAAGCGAAUGACUGCACACGAAUGUCUUCUGCAUCCUUGGCUCACUGGAGAUCACAGGGGCAUGACACAAGCAAUUAACCGCAACCGUUACCUGGCCUACCGUGAAAAACUGAGAAAGAAGUAUGAAGACUUUGAGAGAUAUCUGUUACCAAUUGGACGGCUUUCGGAAUACUCAUCUUUGCGAAAGUUGUUAAUGGAAAAAUAUAAGAUUUACGAUGCCGUUUUCGAUCGGCGACAGGCAGCACCACGCUUUGUGAUCCGACCAUCGUCCCAAUUUUGCUAUGAGGGUCAAAGCGUAAAGUUCUACUGCCGUUGCAUUGCAAUUGCCACUCCUACUCUUACCUGGUCACAUAAUAACACUGAGUUGCGGCAGAGUGUUAAGUUUAUGAAACGAUACACUGGGGAUGACUAUUACUUUAUAAUCAACCGAGUAAAGUUAGACGACCGAGGAGAAUAUAUUAUCCGUGCUGAGAAUCACUAUGGCUCCAGAGAAGAAGUCGUUUUCCUGAAUGUUCAGCCGUUACCAAAAGAACAGCCCAGGUAUCGAACGGAAUCAACUCCGGUUCGCAGACGUGAACCUUUGCCGUACACCUUCUGGCAGGAAGAGUCAGAGACGGCGCCCAGUUUCACAUUCCUUUUGCGGCCACGCGUCAUGCAGGCCCGCGACACAUGCAAACUGCUUUGUUGCUUAAGUGGCAAGCCAGUGCCAACUGUUAAGUGGUACAAGGAUGGCCGUGAGCUAAGCAAAUACGAGUACGCUAUGACCCACUCUGACGGAGUUGUCACUAUGGAAAUCAUUGAUUGCAAGCCAUCCGACUCAGGAAAAUACAGCUGUAAGGCAACGAACUGUCACGGAACAGAUGAAACCGAGUGUGUCGUGAUUGUUGAAGGAGAAUGGGUUACGCCUGAGCAGGCUCAACUUGCCCACAAUUUCCUUUACUCAGGAGAUAGGAAAUACAUAGAGCAGCCAAUUAAGCCCGCUCCUCCGCCUAUCGUUACAUCCCGUCAGUUCACCUCAACUUUAAUACCGAACACAUCGGAGCCUAAGGCCGCCACAACCAACUCAAGUUCUUCAAGCACGCAGAAUAGCAUUUCAGGCAAAAAGAAGUAUGCAUCUAAUAGUUUACAGGCCCCUGGAAGCCCAUCUAGAUCACGAAGUGCAACAAAAGAACUUAUACUUCCCCCCGAUGAUUCGUUAAUGUGCAAACCGGAGUUUACAAAGCCCCUUCACGAUCUUGCUAUUCGUGAUGGUGAGCAGUUAAUACUUACCUGCCAUGUAAAAGGCGAUCCAGAGCCCCAAAUUACUUGGUCAAAGAACGGAAAGUCUAUUUCAUCUUCUGAUAUUAUGGACUUAAAGUACAAAAACGGUAUUGCAACUUUAACCAUCAACGAAGUUUUUCCGGAAGACGAGGGAGUGUUCACUUGUACGGCCACAAAUUCCAUUUGCGCUGUGGAAACGAAGGCCAAGCUAACAAUAAAGCCGCUGGAUAAGAGCUCUAUCAAACGACAAGUGAUUGCCGGCGACAAAGCGCCGAAAAUAGUUAGUCACCUGGAGUCGAGAUUUGUUAAGGAUGGCGACUCUGUUACUUUGGCCUGUCGCAUUAUUGGAGCCGAACAAUUCGAUGUCGUAUGGUUGCACAACAACAAAGAGAUAAAGCCCAGCAAGGACUUCCAGUACACUAACGAGGCCAAUAUAUAUCGCUUGCAAAUCGCCGAGAUUUUCCCUGAAGAUGGCGGCACCUACACUUGCGAGGCCUUCAAUGAUGUGGGCGAAUCGUUCAGUACUUGCACAAUUAAUGUAACAGUGCCGGGAGACGAGCCUAAGCACCCGGCCUUUGUAAAGUUCCCCAUAUCAGUUUCUGUACUGGAAGGAGAGAGUACCACUUUCGAAUGCGAAUUAGAUUCUGAGAUCCUUAACUUGGUUUGGGUGAAGGAUGGCAAGCCCAUCGACGAAACUCUUUCACGAUACUCAUUUACCAAGGAUGACAGCCGAUAUGCUUUUACAGUUGCGAAAUGUAACAUGGACGAUGUUGGGCAAUACCAGGCUAAAGCGGUAGCCAAAAAGGGCGAAAGUAUAUGCGCGUUCUCAGUUAACGUUCAAAACGCCGAAUGCUAAGCCGAACUCUGAAGAUUUUACACUCUAUCGAACCAACUAUAUAAACCCUGCAUAUCUAUUAUAUACCUAUGUAUUAAGAGUAUGCUUAAAUUUAGACUGCUCAUGAAAAGUCGCUUUCAUCAUUCAAACAUCUAUACAUAUACAUAAGCGUUUAUGUAUAUAAAUAUAUGUAAAGUUUAUGCAUUUCAACCAUAUCGUUCAUAGUCCUGCAAAAUCAGAUUCACAUGCACUCACAUAAUUCACGUAUUACAUGUAGAAAUACUAUUUAUCAAACAAAUAAUGUCUAAGAAAAAUGUAAUAUAAUUGACUACCUUCACAUUUUUAAAAAUGGAAGUGAACUCACAGAUACUGAUCGAAAACUAGGAGCCCUCCGCUGCUUGAGUGACCUUUGGCAUCCUCAAACAAACAUCUUAAACUCAUGGGCCACUUAAGUAGUUGAAAAUUCUAGUUCUCAAACAGAGUUCUGUAUAACUUACGAAAUAUAAAGACAAAUGUGAAGUAUGCGGGCAGUAAUUGACAUAAAAAUAAAUGUAAUAUUUUUUAAAUAAAAGUAAUAUCCAAAUUAUUAACCAAA